Messenger RNA from Wallemia ichthyophaga EXF-994, 2682 nucleotides. RefSeq names its product Topoisomerase 1-associated factor 1. NCBI's taxonomy places the organism in Eukaryota, Fungi, Basidiomycota, Wallemiomycetes, Wallemiales, Wallemiaceae. Gene Ontology annotation, biological process: DNA repair; DNA replication checkpoint signaling; replication fork arrest. Bases 1 to 2682 code for a protein of 893 amino acids. The transcript has 13 exons. Gene Ontology annotation, cellular component: replication fork protection complex. The record is from RefSeq and is a predicted model, not a curated record. Gene Ontology annotation, molecular function: DNA binding.
AUGUCAGAUUCAGAAAGCGAGGCAGGUGAAAUUGAUCUCAGGGAGCUCUACAGAGAUCCUAUUAUAUCGAGAAUAUCUGCAGUUGGCGGCGUCGAGGCUAUCAAACUCCAAGAUGGCUCCAUAUCCCAAGAGUACAAACUGGGUGAUGAAUGCUUGGGCUGUUUGAAGGAUUUGAAGAAGUUCUGGCGCAAAGACGACGACGAUCCAAAUCGUACAGUCGCCAGAAUUCUACACGAAUCAGGCGUAUUCACCAACGACCUCCUUAAGAUUCUAGCACUCUCUGUUAGCAGAGGCAACUCCGGUGAUCGUAUCGCCCUCGCUGCAACAGACCUCAUUUCGUGUUUGACAUGGCCAAUCUCAAUCGAAGAGGAAUUCAAGGAGCUUGUCGAUCGCGAAGAGGAACACAAAGUUAUCAACUUUGAAUACACGUCUUUUAUACAGGCUCAACAAGCGUAUAAGCUGGCUAUUGUCAAGUCCAAGACAGUACAGCACCUCCUCGAGCUACUCCUUCCGCGCUUAGCAAAAUCAAGACUUGAGCGCACUGAGCGUGAUGAUCAGGUCGUCGCUCUCAUUUUGCACACAUUCCGCAACAUUCUCGCAAUUAAAGACACUGAUGCUCAUCCAGGCGUUCAAUCGGAGCUCAUCGAUCAAAUGCACUCCUUCGAGAUUCUCUCUCUUUUUAAUACGCUUGCGUCAUCUUCAGAUCAGCGUGAGCUUAUCGCGUACAAUGUUGUUGUUCUUGAGAUUUUUCACUUUCUCUUCAGAGGUAUAAGAGCAGACGAGCUCACGCUCGAUCCAGUAAAGGCUUCCUCCGCUGGUCUCUCUAAUCUGCUCGAUAUUGAAAACAAGCAAAAGAGGCUCAAUAAUCGAAGCAACACUUCAAGACAUAGUCGAUUUGGCACCACUGUCAGUGUUUUAUCUGGUGACAAUCGCUUCGUACAGUCAAGACAAUCCGCCAUCACCCCAUCUGGUGGUGAACAAAGUAUGGAUAUUGGAAAGAAGAAGGUUUUUAAAAGAUCCAAAGAUCAAGACAAUUCUGGCGAAACCCUCCUCAAUGCCAGCGCACGAAAGCAUCUCAAGGAGCUAGCCGAGCUUUUCUUGAAAACGUCUUACGAUACCUUCUUCACUACACUCCUUAAAGACUUUCGAAUGGAAAGACCUAAGGUCAGGGAGACCGAUAAGGCUAGGUGGUUCUCUUUGUCUGCCUUUUUCCUUGAGUAUUUCAACACCAAGUGGCGCUCAACGGAUGCUAGCAAGUUGCCUGCGGUAGAGGCCGAAAAUACCUUUGGUUACGUUGGAUGUAUGAUCGAUCCAACUACCGUUGGGUACGUAUCUGCUCGUAUGGCAAUUACUAUAGAUGACAAGCCGCCAUCGUGGAAGGAACUUCAUUGCGCCAUCAACUGUCUCAUUCAAAUCCUUUCACUUGUUGACGAGAUGAUCAGUUGCACUCAAGCGCCUGCGGUGGUCGAAGUGGCAGAGGUUCUCCAAGACAAGCUGUACUACAGCGGAGACGUGAUGGAUGUGAUAGUCAUGCUGAUGGGAAGGUAUAAGGACCAGAGCGUUCAAUUCCUUGAGUCAAUCGUUCAUUUGGCUUACGUAUUUUUGCGCAUGUUGGAGAAUUUUAGUAAAAGUAAAGCUUACAUGUUUGUGCGAAAGCGCAAGUCAUCAAAGCGUCGCAAUGGCGAUAUCAAUGAGCCAACGAUGCAAACAACUGCUGAAGACGAUGCUGAGGCUAACCGUGAAACACUUUCAGCAGCUGAGCAUAAAUUUGUCUUCUCGUCAUACGAACGCAGAUUCGCCUCGGAGAAUAUCGUUAAAACAUGCCUUACUUACCUUGAGCGCCACUUGGAGUUCCACAGUACAAGUCAGCUCAAGCACGUUGUCAACCUUCUUUAUAGACAGGCAGUAAGAGCACAAGGGGAAGAGUUAUUUUACAAAGUGUCUACACUUAACAUCUUUAGAAAUGUUCAAGACCAAGUCGUCAAGUCGGCUGUGAACUAUCAUUCAGGGCCCUACAAAGAUUUAAUGAAGCUGAUUGAGUUUAUUCUCAGAAAGUUUUUUAAAUCAGCUGCUGAGAAUCCUAUGAUCUUUGUUGAGGCACUAUUCCCGAUGCGGUCUCAUAGCAGGAAAAAUGCCGCUAUCGAAGCUGAAGACGUCAAGGAGACUGGUCUAUCUGAUGACAAUGAAAAUAGACCUAAAUCCGACGCGGACUUCCCUGACGGUGCUCAUGUGUCAGAGCACAAGAAGAAACGCCCACGCGCACACAGAAGGAGACGUGAUGAUGAGGAGCAGCGUGAAGUCACAGUACGUCAAGAGCAAGCUCAAUCUUAUCUCUCAGCUAAGUUUAUUGAGGAUAGUGAUGAAGAUGAGGAGUCGUUGCAAGAUUUUUAUAGGAAGGAGGAGUCAUUGCGUGCGCAUGCUAAGAACGCUGCAGCAACUGCAGAGGUACCUCAAGAUUCGCUUUCAUUGGUUGCCAAAAGAAGAAAGGCUAAAGAAGCUGAACAGGUAGAGCCGUCCCAGGGACCUGUCAUUCAAAAUUCGGUGGACGAUAAUCUUCAAUCGCAGGAGCUGUUUAGCCAGUCGGUUAUGGACGUUGCUGGAGACGAGGAUGAGGAUGAUACCAGUACUCAGGCCAAAAGCUUGUCGAAACGUAGAAGGGUCAUAGAUUCUGACGAUGAAUAG